Molecule: messenger RNA, 261 nt
Organism: Phytophthora nicotianae INRA-310
Lineage: Eukaryota; Oomycota; Peronosporomycetes; Peronosporales; Peronosporaceae
Exons: 1
Coding region: 1-261 (86 amino acids)
Source: RefSeq, a predicted model, not a curated record
AUGAACCCUGGGCGUCACGUCAAGCCACCGCUAUCGCUCCUGUCCGCAAAACAUGAGUCCAUUUCUCAAAAUCAGACGGCAAACUUAGAGGUUUUUACGAUCACUUUAAAUGUCGGAGAAGCAGCGAUAAACGCCAGUUCGGCCGAUAAUAGUGAGACUCUUCUCCAAGCAACAUUUUAUCAUCCGUUUCUUCAACGUCGUCAACGGUGCCGCAAAGUGUGGGUGGUUCCUAGUGACGACAUGCGUCGUUCGAAUCUGUAG